GACCUCAAGUUUGAACAUGCCAACAUGCCUAUACAAUAAAAAAGCUAAAAUAUUUACGGAAGGUCAUUGAGAGAAUAGUGAGUCACCCACGCAACCCCCAAUCUUCAUUUGACUCUUCUUCCCUAAUUUCCCCUACAUAAAACCCGCACCCUUCCCUCUCUCAAUUAACCAAUCCACCCACUCCACAACCAUUUCCACCACCAAUUUUUGCAGAAAUGGCACACAAAAGGAUUGAGAUGGGUCUAGCCCUGGUCCUACUCAGCCUGCUCUGUACAGGAGCCAUGGCUCAGUCUGAUUGCACCAGCGUGCUAAUCAGCUUGGCACCAUGCCUUAGCUACCUAACGGGGAACUCCUCGACCCCAUCAACAGGGUGCUGUACGCAGCUUGCUGGUGUUGUUCAAUCUCAGCCAAAGUGCUUGUGCGAAGCACUCAAUCUCCAAGGAGCAGCUGCAGGGCUCAAUAUCAAUGAAACUCUGGCCCUCGGUCUCCCCAAUGCUUGCAAAGUUCAAACUCCACCUCUCAGCAGCUGUAACGCUGCCUCGCCAGCCAACUCUCCUUCAGGGGCACCAAAUACCCCCGGUAGCAUUCCAUCAGAACCUGGAUUGAACUCAGCACCACCCGCAGAUACUGGCUCAGCAACCAGAACUUCAACCAAGUUGUCAAUGUCCAUGCUCUUCUUCCUGCUGUUCGCUGCAUCAUAUGCUUCAACCUUUGCCACCAGUUCUCUCACCUGUUAAGCGUCUUCAGUUCCCCUCCAGCCAUACAAAUACUAGAUGAUAGUAAUUCAUUCUUUUUCUCCCCCUUAUAUUGUUCAGCUUCACUCAGAUUGAGUGGCACAUGUAAUAAUUUAAUCUUGGUGACCCUUUUAUGGGUUGGUUGAUAUUACCUUUGUAUGCCAGAAGAGACUCCAUGAUCUCUUCUAAUUUCAAUAAAAUAAGAUUCCAGGCU
This is a messenger RNA of Malania oleifera, 948 nucleotides long. Its product is annotated as non-specific lipid transfer protein GPI-anchored 5-like. Bases 216 to 737 code for a protein of 173 amino acids. NCBI's taxonomy places the organism in Eukaryota, Viridiplantae, Streptophyta, Magnoliopsida, Santalales, Ximeniaceae. The transcript has 3 exons. Gene Ontology annotation, molecular function: lipid binding. The record is from RefSeq and is a predicted model, not a curated record. Gene Ontology annotation, biological process: lipid transport.